AUGGUAGCACCACGUAAUGGAGUGGUAGAAAUAGAAAAGACUCCCUCCAUUUGGAAUGAUUCUUGGAUGACCAAGUGGUGUCCUGCUCCAGGGUGUGAGUAUGCUGUUGAUUUGCUGGUGGUGGAAGCUUUGAUGUUUCCUGCCUCUUGCACAGAGGAAGCUCACCGUCCGGUGGACUGUGGAACUGUGUCGAAGUGGAUUUUGGAGAACGGUGCUGAGUCAGAAAACAUGAAUUGGAUACUUGCCAACUCCAAGCCUUGUCCAAAGUGCAAGCGUCCAAUUGAAAAAAACCAAGGGUGUAUGCACAGGACAUGCACGCCACCUUGUAAAUUUGAGUUUUGCCGGCUAUGCCUUGGUGCAUGGUCAGAUCAUGGUGAGGGGACUGGUGGAUGUCAAUAUAAUAUUUUGGGUGUUGCGGACAACUCAUCGUACUUGUCAAGGCAAAAAGCUCUUGCAGAUUUACAUCAAAUGCAAACUGUGCAUCUAGGAAUAUCCAUUUUAACUUCUGUUUUGGAUGCUUUUCGAAUAAUAUCUGGAGUUAACCGUGGAUUCAUGUAUUACUUACCUGGUGAAGCUGAGUUUGGCUUGCAAAGGCUUCAUCAAUGCGCAAAGAAGGUGCUACGAUAG
Messenger RNA from Hevea brasiliensis (rubber tree), 627 nucleotides. Its product is annotated as probable E3 ubiquitin-protein ligase ARI8. Gene Ontology annotation, molecular function: ubiquitin protein ligase activity; ubiquitin conjugating enzyme binding; zinc ion binding. The transcript is spliced from 8 exons. Gene Ontology annotation, cellular component: ubiquitin ligase complex; cytoplasm. The record is from RefSeq and is a predicted model, not a curated record. Gene Ontology annotation, biological process: protein polyubiquitination; ubiquitin-dependent protein catabolic process; positive regulation of proteasomal ubiquitin-dependent protein catabolic process. NCBI's taxonomy places the organism in Eukaryota, Viridiplantae, Streptophyta, Magnoliopsida, Malpighiales, Euphorbiaceae. The coding region runs from base 1 to 627 and encodes 208 amino acids.